This is a messenger RNA of Ilex paraguariensis (yerba mate), 183 nucleotides long. The record is from the annotation of a GenBank genome assembly. NCBI's taxonomy places the organism in Eukaryota, Viridiplantae, Streptophyta, Magnoliopsida, Aquifoliales, Aquifoliaceae.
AUGGUGAGGGUCAGAGUUGAUGAGAUGACUAGUGAUGAUGUGACAUCUAUUAUAGGUGAUGGUGUCGACAAUAAAGAUGUGGAAGGGUCUCCUACAAAAAUAGGUGUCGGUGGCGCUGCUGGUGAUAGAGGUGGUGGUUGCAUAGGUGAUGGAGAUAUAGUUUUGGUCAGUGGUGAAGAAGAU